AUCAUGAGAUCUCUGCCCUGAAUCAGAUGUCUUGGUUGAUGAAGACUUCUUCCAUAGAACUUCGUAUUACAUCACUGAACCGUCAGCGUUCUCACACUCAGAGACUGCUCCACUUGCUUCUAGAUGACAUGCCCAUCAAACCAUAUGCAGCUGAUGGGGAAAGUGGAAUGGAAGAUGAAAGCAGAACAAUUAGCGGAUUUCUUCACUUUGACACAACUUCAAAAGUUCGUAGAAAAAUUCUUAGUAUCCUGGACUCUAUAGAUUUCACUCAAGAAAUUCCCGAGCCUUUACAGUUGGACUUUUUUGACCGCAGUCAAAUAGAACAAGUGAUUGCUAAUUGUGAGCACAAGAACCGUAGAGGCCAGACAGUCUGCAAUGUUAAGCUUCUUCAUCGAGUUUUGGUAGCAGAAGUAAAUGCUCUUCAGGGAAUGGCUGCAAUUGGUCAGCGGCCUUUGCUUAUGGAGGUAUGUUGCUUCUAUUAA
Molecule: messenger RNA, 482 nt
Organism: Bombina bombina (fire-bellied toad)
Lineage: Eukaryota; Metazoa; Chordata; Amphibia; Anura; Bombinatoridae
Product: nuclear pore complex protein Nup205-like
Exons: 4
Biological process (GO): nuclear pore organization
Cellular component (GO): nuclear pore; nuclear pore inner ring
Molecular function (GO): structural constituent of nuclear pore
Source: RefSeq, a predicted model, not a curated record